Amaranthus tricolor (Joseph's coat) is the source of this 588-nucleotide messenger RNA. RefSeq lists its product as uncharacterized. Lineage: Eukaryota; Viridiplantae; Streptophyta; Magnoliopsida; Caryophyllales; Amaranthaceae. Gene Ontology annotation, molecular function: pyridoxal phosphate binding. The coding region runs from base 1 to 588 and encodes 195 amino acids. The record is from RefSeq and is a predicted model, not a curated record. Gene Ontology annotation, cellular component: intracellular anatomical structure. The transcript has 5 exons.
AUGCGAUUUUCUAGGUGGAAAGGGGUUGUGGAAGAGAUAAAAUGGUUGCAUAGAGGAUGGGCUGGAGGAGUCGUCGGUGCUAAGGUGGUAGCAGGCUUUAACCCACCUCAACAAAACCUUCAAUCUUCAAGACAUACUCACAUACUUGAUUGGGCUUCUCCAGUUGUAGAUGACUCGAGUAUGGGUGUAAAGACAGAGAAUAGAACCCAAUCUGUCACAUCCUAUUGGUUGUUUUCAGUUAGGGACAAAGGCUUGUGCUUAGGACGAAGUCAUGAAGAAGAAAAUAUUUUCAAUUUUGAAGCAAAGUUUGGUGUUGAGCCUUCAGGGUGUGUCAAUCUAGCAAAACAUGUUAGCAUAAAUUGUCCCAACCUUGAAUUUUGUGGUUUAAUGACGAUUGGGAUGUUAGAUUAUACGUCAACACCUAAGAACUUCAAGACUUUAGUGAACUGUAGAAGUGAGGUUUGCAAGAAUCUUGGUAUAGAAGAAGAGCAAUGCGAGCUAUCUAUGGGCAUAUCUGGCGACUUUGAACAGAUCGAGAUGGGCAGCUCAAUUGUGAGAAUUGGAUCCACCAUAUUUGGACCAAGAUAG